AAAGAUAUGCGCUAGUUUUAUGCCAGAAUUUUUAGUUGUACAUAAGAAAAUUAAUAAUUUUUUUUUUGUUAAGGUUGGCUCUCAGACGCCGUCUAGCGUGGUUUCAUUGGUUAAUAAGCCGGAAAAGCUUGAUCCCGCGGCAGACACGCUGAAGGAAAAAAGAAAACGAUCCAGCCGAUUCUCCUUCUUGUCGGGUAAAGUGAAAAAGCCGAGUCUCGACGCUACGCGCUCGAGCAGAUUCAUUCAGAACGGAAGCGACCAAGAGAUUUCGAGGAGGUACGACAACAUCAGCAGGAUUAUAGGAUCAUGCAGGAUGCAGGACAAUUCAAAAAAGUCAGUCACAAUUAAUCACAAAUAUUGUGAGACAACAACGGAAGUCCCGCAAAAGGAUGUCACCGAAGAACCGUGUCACAACCAAAGCAUCGACAUCACGGUACUAUGGCUGGCCCUGAACGAGGAGUGCGAGGCGAUGAUGAACCCGAGGAUACAGCGCCUGUACGUCGCCUACAGCUUCCUCGGCCGCAGCGGCGCCGAGCUGGAGACGCCCGUCAGCCUGCCCAAGCCGAAACACUAUGUCGAAAAAUGCUUUUUUAAUUUUAGGAAAAGUUGCUUGGUUCCCGACCUUUAG
Messenger RNA from Manduca sexta (tobacco hornworm), 628 nucleotides. RefSeq lists its product as uncharacterized. The transcript is spliced from 6 exons. NCBI's taxonomy places the organism in Eukaryota, Metazoa, Arthropoda, Insecta, Lepidoptera, Sphingidae. The record is from RefSeq and is a predicted model, not a curated record. The coding region runs from base 20 to 628 and encodes 202 amino acids.